AUGAGGAAGCGCCUGGAGCCCCGUCUCAUCUGGGCGCUGGACACCGCCUCCGCCUCGCCCGCCCACCUGUCGCCCCCAUCGCCCUCCUCAUCCCCGAAGCCGCCCCGCCCCGCGGCACCGUUCCUCGCCGUGCUUUUCCGCCGGGGCCGAGUGGACGCCGCGGCGCUCCUCAACCGCUGCCUCCAUGGGACGCCCGUCCCGGAGGCCCGCUCCCUCCUCUCCGCGCUCCCGGACGUCUGCGACGCCGUCUCCUACAACACCGUCCUCGCCGCGCUCUGCCGCCAGCGCGUGGGCGGUGGCAACCACCUGCACCAGGCGCUCUCCCUCCUCGCCGACAUGUCGCAGGAGGCGCACCCGGACACCCGCCCCAACGCCGUGUCCGACACCACGGUCAUGCGGGGGCUCUGCGCGUCGCGCCGCACGGGGGAGGCCGUCGCGUUGCUCCGGUCCAUGCAGGCCAGCGCGUCUGCGCCGACAUCGUCACAGGGAAGGACGGGUAAGGCUGCAAAGGUGGAGGACAUGAUGGUGCAGCGGGGGCUGGAGCCAAAUGUAGUGACAUACAAUGUGCUCAUCAAUUCCCUGUGCAAGGAAGGAUCGGUAAGGGAGGCGCUUGCAUUGAGGAAGGAGAUGGAUGACAAGGGUGUGGCACCGGAUGUUGUGACAUACAAUACCCUGAUCGCAGGGCUUUCUGGUGUGCUUGAGAUGGAUGAGGCAAUGGGUUUGCUUGAGGAGAUGAUUCAGGGAGAUACUGUAGUUGAGCCUGAUGUGGUGACUUUCAACUCAAUUAUACAUGGACUAUGUAAGAUCGGUCGGAUGAGACAAGCAGUCAAAGUUCGUGAGAUGAUGGCCGAGAGGGGGUGUAUGUGUAACUUGGUGACUUUCAAUUAUCUGAUUGGUGGAUUCCUUAGGGUUCACAAGGUUAAGAUGGCUAUGAACUUAAUGGAUGAGCUGGCUAGUUCUGGAUUGGAACCUGAUUCAUUCACCUAUAGCAUAUUGAUAAAUGGCUUCAGCAAGAUGUGGGAAGUUGACUGUGCGGAAAUGUUCUUUGCGUACAAUGAGGCAACAUGGGAUAAAAGCCGAGCUAUUUCACUAUAUUCCUUUGCUUGCAGCUAUGUGUCAACAGGGAAUGAUGGAGCAAGCUAUGGGGAUACGAAAAUGGUUAAACAGUUGAUUAAGGAUAUGCUUGUUGAGGGUCUGGCUCCUGAUGCCGUGACAUAUUCAAUGCUAAUCAACAUGUAUGCAAAAUUAGGAGACCUAGAAGAAGCUGAGAGGGUGCUUAAACAGAUGACUGCAAGUGGCUUUGUGCCUGAUGUUGCUGUAUUUGAUUCACUGAUCAAAGGCUAUAGUGCUGAAGGCCAGAUAAACAAGGUUCUGAAAUUGAUACAUGAAAUGAGAGCCAAGAAUGUAGCUCUUGAUCCAAAAAUUAUCUCGACCAUUAUCCGCCUUCCUGAACAGACGCCGCUGCUCUGGUCUGCCACCACCGCCUCGGUCCCUCACAGCCAUGGGCCAUCAAUAUUGCAAUCAGCUCCACCAUCCCUCACUCCCGUCCACCACUAUCAUGUAGCCUUGACCAGUCGUGCCCUGUGA
Messenger RNA from Miscanthus lutarioriparius, 1587 nucleotides. The record is from the annotation of a GenBank genome assembly. Lineage: Eukaryota; Viridiplantae; Streptophyta; Magnoliopsida; Poales; Poaceae.